AUGGGAAGACAUUUGUUUUUGUUCAUCAUCCCAUUUCUUCUGGACCGCGGUCCUUCUUCACACCUUUACCUUUGGGUACGAUUCUGGGCGCACCAGCCGGGGUCACACAAGAGUAAGACGACACGGGUGUUGCAUAUUCCCCCCCGCCGCCUUCUCCCUGCGGCGUAUUUCAGACCAAAAAAUCUCUCUGUAACAACAACUCCAAACUGUUUUUACGCGCAGGUCGGGUCGUUCGUGUUCCGCAUCUACGACGCGAGCGAUCCGGUGGGCACCCUGGCGACGAGCCACGCUUGGCAGGUGGACGCGCAGGGGAGAGACGUGGAGCUGAGCCUGAGGUUCGUCCUCAACCAGCUCCGCAGCACCGACGGGAAGGGUUCGGUCAUGGGGGCACUCGCCCAGCUGUCACACCUGCUGGGACACCUCGAGACCGCCCCGCCUCAGCGGUACAACCGGUCAGUGGGGAGCGCGCUCUGGAACGCCGUGACUUCGGCCCGCAAGCAGCUCAAGGGCGUCAAGCUCACGUCUUCCGGCAAGGGUGGUGGUGGCGGCGGCGGCGGCGGGACGUCGAACCGUGAUAAGGAUUCUGCCGCUGACGACCGCAAGCUGAGAGCUGUUCACGGGGCCGUGUGGUGCGUGUUGAACGCCAUCGUCAAGAACCCCGCGGCCGGCGCUCUCCUGGCGGAAGCCCCGCCGCAGAUGGACCCGUUCAACAUCAACAGGAAGGGGGCCAGCCUGCCCUGCGUGGCGGUGUGCAGGCUCUGGCAGGCCCUGGCCAAGCACUACAAGGACGACUUCGGCUUCACCCCUAGCGAGGCGCGCUUGGAGGACAUCGACCAGGCCGUGCUGAGCUCUCUAACAGAUCAGAUGAGCGCCUUGCUCCCAACCCUUCUCCCGUCACCGGACUUCGGCGAGAAGCGGGAGAAGGUGCGCGCGUCUCUGGAGCGCACCCUGAUGAAGCAGCUGCCUAAGAUGAUCCCGAAGGGAAGCACGCUCCGAGUCUUCGGCUCCAGCAGCAACGGCUUCGGAAACGACGGCGCGGAUCUUGACAUGUGCAUCGAGUAUGCCAGAGGCGUUCAGCACCCCGACGACGCCGGCGCCCUGAUCGAGUCCAUCGCCGAAAAGCUCAAGGCCGCGGGCAUGACCAAGGUGGACAGCAGGCCGACGGCUCGCAUCCCUAUCGUCAUCUUCAACGACGGAGCCUCCGGCCUUGACUGCGACAUCUCGGUCAUGAACCCCUUGGCCGUCCGCAACACUCGCCUUAUGAAGGCGUACUCCGUGGCAGACCCCCGCGUCAAGGAGCUGGCGUACGUGCUCAAGCGCUGGGCCAAGCGUCGGUGGGUCAACAACGCGAGCGAGGGCACGCUGUCGUCCUACGGCUACCUGCUGUGCCUCUUGCACUUCCUGCAGACACGGAACCCCCCGGUUGUUCCCAACCUCCAGGCGCUGCCGCCGGACUGGGCAGGCGAACCGCUUCACGGGGUUCCCAGGUUGCCGGUCGUGAUGACCAAGCAGCCCACGGAUGGCUUGGACUGCGACACGUACUUUUACGACCCGCUGACGCCAGGCAGGGACGGGGAGCGCAGGGCCGCCGUGCUGCGAGAGUUCGGGUCCCGCAACACCGCCUCGUCGGGAGAACUCCUGGCGGGAUUCUUCCGCUACUUCGCUCUCGAGCUGGACUGCAGGACCAGCGUGGUGAGUGUCCGUCUCGGGGGUCUGGCCGACCGCGAGAGGAAGGCGGAAGCUUGCUGCUGGAGCAUGCACACCCGCCUCAGCCUGGAAGACCCUUUCGAAACCUCGUACGACGUCGCACACGUCCUCAAGUGGUCUCGCUUCAAGCACGUGCGGAUGGAGUUCGCCAGGGCCUACGCUCUGCUGGCCGGAGGUGGAGGCGGAGGCGACGCCUCCUCCCUGCUGGAGACAAUAUGCAGCCAGGUUGUGUUGGGGUGUUUUGUGUGA
This is a messenger RNA of Ectocarpus siliculosus, 1956 nucleotides long. NCBI's taxonomy places the organism in Eukaryota, Phaeophyceae, Ectocarpales, Ectocarpaceae. The record is from the annotation of a GenBank genome assembly.